Messenger RNA from Thamnophis sirtalis, 144 nucleotides. NCBI's taxonomy places the organism in Eukaryota, Metazoa, Chordata, Lepidosauria, Squamata, Natricidae. The record is from RefSeq and is a predicted model, not a curated record.
CUUGCCCUCCAGAACUCGUCUCCCUACUCUGAGAUCUUUGUCUUCACUGAUGCAUCUGCUAAAGAUGCUCACCUGAAGAACAUCGCUGAAUAUCUAAUUCAGAAAAAGCAGUGCAAGGUCAGCUGGACCUUUAAAGAUCUUUAA